Echinostoma caproni is the source of this 618-nucleotide messenger RNA. The record is from the annotation of a GenBank genome assembly. NCBI's taxonomy places the organism in Eukaryota, Metazoa, Platyhelminthes, Trematoda, Plagiorchiida, Echinostomatidae.
CUGUCGAUUCGUUACCAUAUCCUUCAAGUCCUCCAACCAGCCGGUUGUGGAAUCUUUCGGACCCCAACCUGGGAGGCGAGAGACAUCUACUCUACCUGUGACUGUGCAUUUCUUCAUACCUCGUCUUUGUGUCAUCUGUUGACCUCCACGUGGUUUCCUCCAGCCCGGAGCGUUACUAUUGGUAAUCAUGGUGAAAUUUAUUGCUUUCUAUCGCUUUUCGUACACCCUUCCCAAACAGAUGGUCCUUCGCGUUAUUUCUGGCAGUGGACUGAUUUCACAAGUUAUCUGGUUUUCACUACCGCAUUUGUCCUGGUGUCCACUAUGGUGACGCAUUUAUUCGGUGCCAAUGCUCUGUUUGUUCAUUUGUUGGGAUUUGCUGCACUUUUUAUCGAAGCGUUACUCGGUCUGCCACAACUGAUCAAGAAUUAUCAGAACGGAUCGACUAAAGGAAUGAGCGUCAUGAUGGUUUUCCUCUGGACAAUUGGAGAUGUGGCUAAAUCUGUUUUCUUCAUGCUCGAACAUGCACCCCUGCAAUUCCCUCUGUGUGGUUGGCUCCAAGUCACCAUGGAUUUAGUGAUUUUCGCGCAGCAUUUCUACUAUACCUAUUUGAAACGAUGA